Pelodiscus sinensis (Chinese soft-shelled turtle) is the source of this 2184-nucleotide messenger RNA. The record is from RefSeq and is a predicted model, not a curated record. NCBI's taxonomy places the organism in Eukaryota, Metazoa, Chordata, Testudines, Trionychidae.
AUGCCCAGUGUUUUCCUGGGCGAGGCGAGAGACGUGAGCGUCCCGGCGGCUGUCAGCGUUCUCCAGGCCCUGGCCCUGGCCCUGCGGGAGGAGGAGACGCCGGUGGAGCCGGCUGACCUGCUCGGCGUGGUGCAGUUUCUCCAGCAGGUUUCAGCUGUCGAAGUCCAGGAGCGGGGCGAGCUGGAGAUGCUGGAGCCGCUGAGCCGGUAUUACGUGGAAGUCACGGGCCUGAUCCUGGAGGAGCAAAAUACCAACACAUUUUCAGAAAUCAGCCAGAUUAUCAGAGGGCCGAUGGCCGUUGUGGAGAACACGGACAGGAUGGCUUCAAACCUGGACCAGCUCCUCACUGGGGAAAGGACAAAGCUAGCGAUCCGGCACAGGAACGUCGGGGUCGAAGUCAGGACGGUGGAGCUGAGCCGGCAGGAACCCCGCAGCGACGUGUAUCUGAUCCAAAGCCAGGACGCCGCCGGGCCUGACCUCAUAGAAAUCCCCCCUGACGAAGUGGAGAGACUUAAAGCCACAGGGCUCCGUAGAGUCACCGUGGUCAACACGUGGUACAGUUCCGCCUCCCUCCAGCGCCUCCUCCCUGGGGCUGGCGUCGGGUUCCAGGACGUGGCCGCGUCUGACGGAGGACGGAAGUAUCUGCGCACCCAGGUGGGCUCCGCCGUGAUCUCUUCGGCUCUGCGCAGCGACUACCAGGAGAUCAGCACGUCCGUGCGCUAUCGCCUGCAGCACCGCAGCGUUGCCAGGUAUCUGCGCACCCAGGUGGGCUCCGCCGUGAUCUCUUCGGCUCUGCGCAGCGACUACCAGGAGAUCAGCACGUCCGUGCGCUAUCGCCUGCAGCACCGCAGCCAGGGGCCGCCGGACAAGCUGGUGGAGCCGAUCUGCGCUUUCUGGAACUUCAGCAUCAGCCCGGACACAGGGGGAAUGUGGUCCACCGUCGGCUGUUCCAUCAUCAGCUCUCACCCGGGAUCCACGGCCUGUUUCUGCAAUCACACCACCAAUUUUGCGGUGCUGCUGCAGGUGUACAAAGUGCAGAGGAGCUCAGAGGAGGAGCUGACUCUGAAGACCCUGACGUUUAUUGGAUGCGGAGUUUCUUUCUGUGCCCUGAUCGUUACAUUCGUUCUGUUCCUGGCAGUGGGCGUGCCGAAGAGCGAGCGAACGACCGUCCACAAGAAUCUCAUCUUCGCCUUGGCUGCGGCUGAGGCUCUGCUCAUGUUCAGCGAACUGGCCAAGACCAACCAGGUACUGUGCUUCGCUGUCACAGCCUUCCUCCACCUCUUCUUCAUGGCCGCCUUUUCCUGGAUGCUGGUGGAAGGGCUGCUCCUCUGGAGCAAAGUGAGGAUGAAGUUUUACUACAUGACUGGCUGGGGUCUGCCGGUCGUUAUUGUUGGCGUGACACUGGCAACUUCGUUUAACGAGUAUGUGGCAGAAGAGCACUGCUGGCUGAACGUUCAGACUGACAUCAUCUGGGCGUUUGUCGGGCCUGUGCUCUUUGUUCUGACGGUCAACACCUUCGUGCUGCUCCUGGUGGUGAUGGUCACAGUGUCCAGUGCGCGCAGGAGGUCGAAGAUGCUGAGCCCCCGCAGCAGCCUGGAGAAGCAGAUAGGAAUCCAGAUCUGGGCCACAGCCAAGCCCAUCUUGGUGCUGCUGCCAGUCCUGGGCCUGACCUGGGUGUGCGGGGUCUUGGUCCACCUCAGCAUCGUCUGGGCUCACCUCUUCAUUGUGCUGAACUCCCUCCAGGGCUUGUACAUUUUCCUGGUCUAUGCUGUCUAUAACAGUGAGGUGAGGAACGCCAUCCAGAGGAUGAAGGAGAAGAAGAAAGCGCUCUCCUUCACCAACUGCUCCCAUCCAAUCAACUACCUGUCAAGCCCAAGGAAUACUGCGUCCUGGCCGAGUGGGAAGCGGGGUCCCUCCGCGCCAGACAGCGCCGGGCCCAGCCGGGGGCAGAAAGACCCCCCGCCGCCCGUUCUGGGACCUGCGCUUUGUGUUCAGGUUGCCACUUGGCGCGAGUGGGAUCCGUCCCUCGAGGGUCCGUGGGUCACUCACGCCUUCGAGGGGAGCGGAUGGGGGGUUCCUCCGUCAGUAAGACACGGCACCAGGAGUGACCAGAGCCCUUGUGCCAGCAAGGAAGAAAACGGUUUUCGGGCUCUCCAUCCCCACACCCAGUGCUUUUUUUGGUAA